Molecule: messenger RNA, 736 nt
Organism: Lactuca virosa
Lineage: Eukaryota; Viridiplantae; Streptophyta; Magnoliopsida; Asterales; Asteraceae
Source: the annotation of a GenBank genome assembly
AUGAAAUUGGUGGUCGAUGGAUGGAGAAAGAGAGAUGGUUAUCCCGACCGACAAGUGUCGCCAUUUGCUACCUGCUCCAUCAUCGUCUCCACUGUAGGGAAAUCAAUUGAAGCUGCUUACAGAUGUCCACCGUUCCUUGCUUUACUCUCUCACCAUCGUUUAGACGAGCCUUUGUCGACUAUAAAUUGGCCUUGUCCGCUGGUAUGUGCUUCGUUCCCUAGCUUCUUUGAAGAUCGGUUGUGGCUCACUGGUAAGGGAGAUGUUGCGUUCAUUUGGUUCUGGAAUCGGUUCAGAGCUUUGUUGGUCGGAGAACAUGCUAUUUCGUCGCUGGUGGGUCUUUCACACAACCGGAACUGCUUCAACCAAACACAAACUACGAUCUCUUGCAUCUUGACUGCUACUCCAUUGAUAAAUUUGUUGAUGCGGUGUAAGUUUCAAUGGAGAACCUCUAACCCCAUAGAAAAUCAACUACCUGAAGCACAAUGGUCUUCUUUAGUUGACAAGGGCAAUAGACUUCUUGGUGGAGCUGUUCUGUAACUUAUACCAACAUCAAGGCUGGUCCAUGCAACAAGCUUACAAUCUACCUAAUGAUCCUUAUAUUAUUGUUGUAAACACUAGCUAGUACCUUUCAAAACCAUUAUCUUAUUUUUGUGUUUCAACAUUUAUAUUAUGUUUGUUUUCAAACCUCUGUUUAGAAGUUAUGUUGUAAUGAAGAAUAUUUUGGAUUUAUGUUUAU